CUCAUAUAUUGCGUGCUCAAAAAGUAUAGUUUAUCACUGUUGCCCGUUGCACACCAUUUAAUUUGAAUUUGAUCCUCAUUAAAUGGCAAGUGGGAAAUUUUGAACUACAUAAUACUUCUCCUCUCUUGUUGAACUGGAUUAUGUCUUCUACUACUCAUUUAUGUGAAGUGAUCAUGUUUCAUUCUGUUUUUGGUAUCUCACUGAAUUUCAUUCUAAGCUGAACCAAGCAAGGAUGAAGAGCAGCUAAGGUCAGAACUUGGAACUACCACUUGCCUCAACUUCACACCAAACAAGCACCAAUGAAGUUCCAAUUCCAAGCUGUUCCAUUUGUUCUACUAAGCGUCAUAGUGUCUCUCUUUGGCCUCAUUGUAGCUGACUUGAACUCUGACAGACAAGCUCUCCUUGAGUUCUUUUCCAACGUACCACAUUCCCCAAGGUUAAACUGGAGUGAGUCUACCCCAAUUUGCUCUUCAUGGGCUGGUGUGACUUGCAACCAAAAUGGAACUAGUGUCAUUGGCAUCCAUCUUCCAGGGGCAGGAUUCAAGGGCUCCAUUCCAAAUAACAGCCUAGGAAAACUAGAUUCCCUUAAAAUCCUGAGCCUUCACACCAAUGGCCUUAGAGGAAACCUUCCUUCUGAUAUCCUCUCCAUUCCUUCACUCCAAUAUGUCAACCUGCAGCAGAAUAACUUCUCAGGCCUAAUACCUUCCUCUAUCUCCCCUAAACUCGUAGCAUUGGAUAUUUCCUUUAACAACUUCUCAGGAGUUAUCCCUGACUUCAACCUUCCAAGUCUAAAGUAUUUGAAUUUGAGCUAUAACAACUUGAAUGGCUCAAUUCCACAUUCCAUCAAGAAUUUUUCAUAUACUUCUUUUGUUGGAAACUCUCAUUUGUGUGGACCACCUCUCAGUAAUUGUUCUGAAGUCCUCCCUCCAUCUCCUUCUCCUUCUCAUUCUCCCUCUCCUUCUCCUGUUUAUCAACCACUCUCUCCUACAACUCCCCAAAAUGGAAGAGCUACCACUUCAAAGAGUUACUUUGGCCUAGCUUCUAUACUUGCUCUAGCAAUUGGGGGCUGUGCCUUCCUCUCUCUCAUAGUUUUGGUGAUCUAUGUAUGCUGUUUGAAGAGGAACAAGACUCAAAGCAGUGGCAUACUGAAAGGAAAGGCACCUUGUGCUAGAAAGGCUGAGGUUUCAAAGAGUUUUGGGAGUGGAGUGCAAGAGGCUGAAAAGAACAAGUUGUUCUUCUUUGAAGGUUGCUCUUAUAGCUUUGACCUUGAAGAUUUGUUAAAGGCUUCAGCUGAAGUUCUUGGAAAGGGGAGCUAUGGAACUACAUAUAGGGCUGCUUUGGAGGAUGGAACAACAGUGGUGGUUAAAAGGAUAAGGGACGUUCUGGUUGGAAAGAGGGAGUUUGAGCAACAGAUGGAGGUUGUAGGAAGAAUUGGUAGGCACCCUAAUGUCAUACCCCUUCGAGCUUCUUACUAUUCCAAAGAUGAGAAACUUCUAGUCUAUGACUACAUGCCAGGAGGCAGCUUGUUUUCCAUGUUGCAUGGAAACAGAGGCAUGGGAAGAGCCUCAUUAGACUGGGAUUCAAGAAUGAAGAUUGCACUUGGAGCUGCAAAGGGAAUUGCUUCCAUUCACAAUGAUCACAUGGGCUCAAAACUCACUCAUGGCAACAUUAAGUCCUCCAAUGUGCUCAUAACUGAAGAACAUGAUGGCUGCAUCACUGAUGUUGGACUUACUCCUCUGAUGAGCACACAAUCAACCAUGUCAAGAGCCAAUGGCUACCGUGCUCCGGAAGUAACCGAGUUCCGGAAAAUCACUCAGAAGUCUGACGUUUACAGCUUUGGGGUGCUCCUACUUGAACUUCUCACUGGCAAGACUCCACUAGGAUAUCCUGUCUAUGAGGACAUGGUUGAUCUUCCAAGGUGGGUGAGGUCUGUGGUUAGAGAAGAAUGGACAGCUGAAGUUUUUGAUGAGGAACUGCUUAGAGGGCCAUAUUUUGAAGAGGAAAUGGUGCAGAUGCUGCAGAUUGCACUGGCAUGUGUGGCAAAGGUGGCAGAUAAUAGACCAACAAUGGAUGAAGCAGUUAGGAACAUAGAGGAAAUUAGGCUUCCUGAAUUGAAGAACCGUAACACAUCAUCUGAGUCUGAAUCUAAUGUACAAACCCCAUGAUGAUUUUGUAUAUGUAUACUUGCCAUGCCAUGCACUAGUUAUUUUCUGUACAAUGCAAGGAAUAACCUUGUUGUGUCUCUAGCUAGAGUAUUGAAGUUAUGAUAACUGUAUUGUAUCAUUGAAUGCUCAGAUGACGUAGUAGUUUCUUAUUCCCCAGAUUUAGCAAGAAAUAUAGUGUACUGUCAAGUGAAUGAUCAUUGUAGUGGUAGAUAUUUUAAAACCUUGCAGUACAGGAUAACUCAUUUGGCUA
Cajanus cajan (pigeon pea) is the source of this 2415-nucleotide messenger RNA. It is a transcript of the gene RUL1, whose product is annotated as Leucine-rich repeat protein kinase family protein. NCBI's taxonomy places the organism in Eukaryota, Viridiplantae, Streptophyta, Magnoliopsida, Fabales, Fabaceae. Gene Ontology annotation, molecular function: ATP binding; protein binding; protein kinase activity. The record is from RefSeq and is a predicted model, not a curated record. Gene Ontology annotation, biological process: protein phosphorylation.